This is a messenger RNA of Aureobasidium vineae, 877 nucleotides long. The record is from the annotation of a GenBank genome assembly. Lineage: Eukaryota; Fungi; Ascomycota; Dothideomycetes; Dothideales; Saccotheciaceae.
CUCGAAUUUCGAUAGAUCUGACAGACUCAUGACCGAUUUUUCGCAAAUCGCAUGCGAGAUCUGUCGCACCAAGAAGCGCAAGGUAGUCCAACAUGUUCUCAAUGUGUUCAUGCCGGCCAGACUUGUACCUAUCCAGGCACUAGCAAGAGGCCUUCCAUCAGGCUACAUCGCAAGUAUCGAAGAGAGACUCGCUCGAACAGAAGCCGCGUUACUUCAAGCUCUUUCAACCAUCCAUGAUUCAGAGAUGCAUUCGGAAGCAGAUCAACGCCAUCUGGAUGUAUCUCCUGUGACGGACGAACAACCACGGGAGCUCGAAUUCAACGAGGUCCGAAUCGCCAAAGUCGAAGAGUGGAAAGCAUAUCCGCUAGAUGCGCAGGAGCAGCAACGGGAAUGGAUGCGAUAUAAAUCUGCAAUGAAUGGAUCAUCAGCCAGAAUGGUGCCAUCUAAACGCCAGGAAGAGGUUGUCAAAUCGAAAAGCCGACCGCCCGGACGACAACAGAACCGACAGACUGGACCAACAAGAAAGAGACAGAGAAUCUCAUCAGAGGCGCGAAGCACUCUGGAUUCCUUUGUCGACCACAGACCAGUCUCCACAUCAUCAACCACGUUGUCACCCACGAGACUACCAACUUCAACGACAAAUGAUGGCUGGACAGUGGAAAGAAUGCACAAUUACCCUCGUGAUCCAUAUAUGGGAACCGCUGUCCUGGACCUUUUGCCUCAAGACCAAGACACUCAAUCUCCAGCGCGGCAUCUUGGCCCAAGAAAUCUUGAGUCAAAUAGCCCAGAGAUUCUCAAUAGCAGACAAGAGACGCGAUUGGAGCAAUCCACUAGUAAAGCCAAAAGACUCAGCACGUUGCACUCAAGGAAAUACUUC